AUGGCGGAACGAGCCCUCACUCAGUUGCUGGGCCAGCUCAAGCACUCACCGUCGAUGAGUUAUGACGAGGCAAACAAGCUGCUCUCCAAGGCCAAGCUCGCCCUUCUGCGCCUGCACGCGCUCACGCCCUCGCCGAAACUUUCGUCGUCGCUCCUCGCCCUCGCUCGCGAGACGUACGAACAGGGAGCGCUCUUCGCUAUCCGCGCUCGCAAUCCCGACGCCUUCACCCGCUACGUCCAGCAACUACAGCCCUUUUACGAGCUGCCCUCGGCGCGGCUCCCGCCCAACCUGCCCGAGCGCAACAAGGUCACCGGCCUCGGCCUGGUGCUACUCCUCACCCAGGGCCGCUACGCCGAGUUCCACUCUGACCUCGAGAGCCUCGCCAACAGGGACGGCGGCGGCACCGCGGGUGACGUCGAGGGCGACCGCUACUUGGGUUAUCCCAUCCGGCUCGAGCGCUGGCUGAUGGAGGGCAGCUAUGAUCGCGUGUGGAAGGCUAUGAAGAGCAGCGAGGUUCCCUGUGACGAAUACAGCGUAUUUUCGGAGAUUCUCGAAAACCAGAUUCGCUCCGAGAUCGCCAGCAGUAGCGAACGUGCAUAUCUCAGCCUGCCCAUAAGCUCGACCAAAUCACUUCUCUUCCUUGACUCCGAAGGCGACGUCGUUCAGUUCGCCCAACACCGUGGCUGGAUCGUCCGCGAUGGCCACAUUUACUUUCCCCGUAAGACCACUGAUGGUGGUGAGGAAUCUGUACAGAACAAGGAUGUGAGCCUAAUGGUCAUCGAAAACACGCUGGGAUACGCUCGGGAGCUGGAAACUAUAGUUUAA
This is a messenger RNA of Beauveria bassiana ARSEF 2860, 825 nucleotides long. Its product is annotated as 26S proteasome regulatory subunit rpn12. Gene Ontology annotation, biological process: proteasome-mediated ubiquitin-dependent protein catabolic process. NCBI's taxonomy places the organism in Eukaryota, Fungi, Ascomycota, Sordariomycetes, Hypocreales, Cordycipitaceae. The record is from RefSeq and is a predicted model, not a curated record. The coding region runs from base 1 to 825 and encodes 274 amino acids. Gene Ontology annotation, cellular component: nucleus; proteasome regulatory particle, lid subcomplex; cytosol. The transcript has 2 exons.